Messenger RNA from Haliotis rubra (blacklip abalone), 691 nucleotides. RefSeq lists its product as uncharacterized. Bases 33 to 458 code for a protein of 141 amino acids. The record is from RefSeq and is a predicted model, not a curated record. Lineage: Eukaryota; Metazoa; Mollusca; Gastropoda; Lepetellida; Haliotidae. The transcript has 2 exons.
CUGUCGAACAACCCCCUACCCUAGAAGAAGACAUGGAUGCUGAGGAUGCUGAGGAUGAAGGAAGGGUUCCCGACCUGUCGGACAUCAAUAUUUCAACAGCGUCAUUGCCACCACAAGACGACCAUGAUAUCAACCAUUCCGUGGUAGACCGCACCCUUCUCGACCCCCCUACUGCUUAUAUCCCGGACAACGAGUACACAAUCGUGGAGAUUGGUUCUCAGAAAGGAAAGAAGAAGCUGGUCGAUUCAUAUGGAUUCACAUAUGUAAUUCGGAAAUCAACAACUGCCCGAGCUUACUGGCGCUGCAGCGUCAGGAACAAGACGACCACGUGUCCUGCAUCUGUUAUACAGUUCGGGGCUUCAUUUCAAGAGGGGAAACACCGCCAUUGCCAUCCACCCCAACCAGGCCAGUUGACAGCAAUCCGAGUGAGAGUGGAGGUAUUUAUCGUGUUUGUUUAAUAAUUGACAGUCACGACAGUUCGAAUUGUGGAGUUCAUUCAAGGAUGGAGACCUGUCGCUAUCGCAGCUGCUGUCAAGAUGUGCGAUGAUCCAUGGACCAGUCGUUUAGUGAAGACAUCAUGAAGACGUGUAUAUGUUGACGUGUACAAUUCAUGAAGACAUUCGGCCAAAUAAGCCUCCGGCCACAUAUGGAACAUAUGUUGACGAUGUGUUAUGGUCUUUAUUAUAAUCUU